AUGCAACUGCUCGUCGGAACCGUUCAAGCAACUGAAUCGAACUCCUCAGACGCCACACACGCUCCCCUUUCAGGGUGUCAAAUAUGUGCCAACAACGGGGAUUGCUCGCAUGCCUACCUCGACGGACCUGGACAAUUCUGCGGCAACUGGCUUGAUCGAGCAAGUCAACGUCAACGAUGCUGCUGUCCACGUGAAGCUACGUGUGCAGUGAGCAACUACGCCUGCAACUGCAAGACAAGCAAGAGCAAAUCACCAACGUCUUCAACGUCGAAGACUUCCUUCUCUUCCUCUCGGGCUGGAUGGAGCACAAUCUUUGGAUCAAUUAUUCUCUUGUUCGUCGCCUCAGCGAUGCUUUGGUGUCUAUGUCCUUGCUGCAGAGCGAAUAAAUACGCAGCUCUUUCCCAGCCAGCGAUGACACCUGUGGUUGCUCAAACUUCAGUAUACGCCCACACAUACACCCCCGGAUACGCAUCUGGACCUGUAUACAGCGGUCCAGUAUACGGAGGUUAUUCCAACGGAGGAAUGGGAGCUGGCUCAAGCGCAAUGCUCGGAGGUGUCGCUGGAAUGUUUGGCGGUAUUCUUGUGGGUCAAGCGCUGUCUAAUGGCGAAUACCACGGAUACCAUGGAGGCGAUACAGGAUUCGGAGGAGGCGAAGAGUUCGGAGGAGACUUCUAG
This is a messenger RNA of Phytophthora infestans T30-4, 675 nucleotides long. RefSeq lists its product as uncharacterized. The record is from RefSeq and is a predicted model, not a curated record. NCBI's taxonomy places the organism in Eukaryota, Oomycota, Peronosporomycetes, Peronosporales, Peronosporaceae. The transcript has a single exon. The coding region runs from base 1 to 675 and encodes 224 amino acids.